GUGGUGGUGGCCAUCAUCUUGGCCAUCCUGGGCACCCUGCUCGCCGUCGCCGGCGGCAAGUGCACCAACUGCGUGGAGGACGACACCGCCAAAGCCAAGGUCAUGAUCCUCUCUGGCGUCAUCUUCAUCAUCGCUGGCGUUCUCAUCCUCAUCCCCGUCUCUUGGUCGGCCAACACCAUCAUCCGGGACUUCUACAACCCGCUGGUCACUGACUCCCAGAAGCGGGACCUGGGGUCGUCCCUCUACGUGGGCUGGGCGGCCGCC
Fulmarus glacialis (Northern fulmar) is the source of this 264-nucleotide messenger RNA. RefSeq names its product claudin-4-like. The annotation marks the transcript as partial. The record is from RefSeq and is a predicted model, not a curated record. The transcript has a single exon. Lineage: Eukaryota; Metazoa; Chordata; Aves; Procellariiformes; Procellariidae. Gene Ontology annotation, cellular component: bicellular tight junction; plasma membrane. Gene Ontology annotation, biological process: cell adhesion; bicellular tight junction assembly. Gene Ontology annotation, molecular function: structural molecule activity.